UAAGAUUACAUAAUUUCGAUAACUACAAUCAGAAAAUGUGGAGACUCAAAACCUAAAUAAAUUUUGGCUCCAAGUUUUUGGGUUUGUCACUUUCCCUGUUCUCCCUCCCUCCCUCCACAAUCUCUUUCAAAGAGAAGUUUCAUUAGAUUUCUUCUAAAUUACAAAAAUCGCAAACAAAAAUCAACAGCAAAUGGGCACCAUGGAAACCGAGACCCAGAACGUUCAGCAUCGCUCGUUUUCCAUUAAAUUGUGGCCACCUAGCCAAAGUACAAGGUUGACGCUUGUGGAACGCAUGACCAAGAAUUUGUCAACACCGUCUGUUUUCUCUAAGAAAUAUGGUCUCUUAAGCCAAGAGGAGGCUAUGGAGAAUUCUAAGCACAUAGAAGACUCAGCUUUUGCUUCUGCAAAUGAGCAUUACGAGAGAGAGCCUGAUGGUGAUGGAAGCUCAGCAGUUCAACUUUACGCCAAGGAAGCCAGUAAGCUCAUGCUGGAAGUUCUUAAAAGAGGCUCCAGAACCCAAAAUGGUAUAGAGGCCCAUGUACCAGAGGAUGUUCCUGCUCCGCGCGAAACGUUUUUUGACAUAUCUCGAGGUCGCCGUGCUUUUAUUGAUGCUGAGGAGGCCGAGGAUCUGUUAAAGCCAUUGUCAAAGCCUGGGAACUCAUAUGCUAAGAUAUGCUUCAGCAAUAGAAGUUUUGGACUUGAGGCCGCUCAUAUUGCAGCACCCAUCUUAGCAUCUAUUAAGGGACAGUUAACAGAAGUUGACCUAUCAGAUUUUAUUGCAGGAAGGUCAGAAGAUGAAGCCAUUGAAGUAAUGAAUAUAUUCUCAAAGGCACUGGAAGGCUGUAUAUUGAGAUCUCUGAACCUCUCAGACAAUGCCUUGGGGGAGAAGGGUGUUAGGGCCUUUGAUGCGCUUUUGAAAUCCCAGAGUAAUUUGGAAGAGCUAUAUUUGAUGAAUGAUGGUAUCUCCGAGGAAGCUGCACAGGCAGUAUCUGAGCUAAUUCCUUCUACAGAGAAGCUCAAGAUCCUUCAUUUCCAUAACAAUAUGACAGGAGAUGAGGGGGCUGUUUUUAUUGCUAAGGUUGUAGAAGGAUCUCCAGCAUUGCUGGAUUUCCGAUGUUCUUCUACUAGGGUAGGUGAGGAAGGAGGUAUUGCCCUCGUAGAGGCAUUAGGGAAGUGUUCCAAUCUGAAAAAGAUUGAUCUUAGGGACAACAUGUUUGGUGUGGAAGCUGGUGUCGCUCUCAGUAAAGCUCUUUCUUCUCAUGCUGGCCUUACUGAGAUUUACUUGAGUUACUUAAAUCUGGAAAACGAAGGAGCUAUAGCUCUUGUGGAUGCGCUCAAGGAGAAUGCUCCAUUGCUUGAAGUGUUGGAUAUGGCUGGAAAUGAGAUCACUCUAGAAGCUGCUCCCGCCUUAGCUGCUUGCAUAGCAGCAAAAGAGUCCCUUACUAAACUAAAUUUGUCAGAAAACGAACUAAAGGACGAAGGCACAAUUCUGAUUGCCAGGGCACUGGAAAACGGUCACAAGCAGUUGAAGGAAGUAGAUCUGAGCACAAAUGCCAUGAGAAGGGCCGGGGCAAGAGUUUUGGCUCAGGCAGUAGUUAAUAAGCCUGAAUUUAAGUUGCUGACCAUCAAUGGCAACUACAUAUCGGAUGAAGGCAUUGAUGAACUGAAGGAAAUAUUUAAGAAAUCCCUUGACUUGCUUGGUCCCUUGGAUGAGAAUGAUCCUGAAGGAGAAGAUGAUGACCAGGGGUCUAAUGAGGAUGAGGAUGACAACGAGGACGGAUUGGGUUCCCAACUGAAGAAUCUCGAAGUCAGUGAAGAUAAUUAGGAGUAUAAGAUAAAAGAUACUGUUCGACCUCUUGUUCUGUCCUGGCUGAUUCUACACAAAUGGAGGCGGCGCUGCUGCUACAACAGAGGAUGUUUAGUAUUAGUAUGUAGCUUAGCUUUCUUUAAACUUGUUUUGCCCAAGCACCACUGUAAUCUCUAUUUUUGGAUGAACUCAGCAAAUGUUAAUUGCUCUGACUUUUUACAUAGGAAGUUAGUAGUUGUUAGAAAAUGUUUUAAAUUAAACCUAUGGAUGAUUUCAUUUCAGGUAUUAGUUCUCGUGCCUAAUGUUAUCAUUCUGUAUGAAAUUUUCAUCUUCGUUUUAUACUCUUUA
Molecule: messenger RNA, 2155 nt
Organism: Papaver somniferum (opium poppy)
Lineage: Eukaryota; Viridiplantae; Streptophyta; Magnoliopsida; Ranunculales; Papaveraceae
Product: RAN GTPase-activating protein 2-like
Exons: 3
Coding region: 191-1825 (544 amino acids)
Molecular function (GO): protein binding; GTPase activator activity
Source: RefSeq, a predicted model, not a curated record